CUCUCUCCUUAUCCAAACCCAAAACCUCAGCUUCCAAAACCCCUCACCAGUCACCACCCAUUUCGAUCGAAUUCGAACCUCCCUGUUCAGGAAAUGCCAUCUUCUUGCUCUUCUUCCUUGUUUGCGAAUCCCACGAUUCUACCGUUUCUAGCCCCGAAAUGCAAUUCCAGUAUCUCAAUCAGACGAAGAAAGCAACCGUUCUCGUUCUCCGGCACUUCAACUGGAUUUCUUCGGGUUUCUCGUUAUGGGUUCGGAAGAAACUUCGAGGUCGCUAGAGGGGUGAAAUUCGAUGGGCCGAUAAUGGAUACGGAGGAGUUGAAAGCGGUUGAGGAUGAGAAUUUAAUGGUAGAAGUUUGCGUGACUCGUACGUUGCCACCGGCCUUAACGCUUGAGGGUGGACUUGAGAGUAUCAAAGAAGUUGUGGACGAACUGAAACGGAAUCCUCCGAGGUCCUGUAAUGGCGUCAUGCGGUUUCAGGUGGCUGUGCCGCCAAGUGCAAAAGCUUUGCAAUGGUUUUGCCGUCAACCAUCAUCUUCUGGGGUAUAUCCCGUGUUCUUCCUCUCCAAAGAAACAGACGACCCUUCUCCUAAAUCCAUAUAUUUUAAGGAACCUCGCGGGGUUUUCGGUAUCGGGACCGCCAUCUCUUUCAGGCAUCCGUCUUGUCAGGAGCCCGGGAAACAGAGCAUGAUAAAAAGAUUCCUCUCAGAUGAUUCAAUUCUCGUGACGGCCUAUGGUUUUCCAGAUAUUGAUAUCGAUACUGACUCUACAGAAAAGAGCAAGGAUGAGUGUUAUUACUUUUUCAUUCCUGAGAUUGAGUUAAAUGAGGACGGGGGUGUCUCAAUUUUAGCAUUUACACUGGCAUGGAAUGAUUCUCUCUUUUACACAUUUGAGCAAGCAGUCAGUUCAUGUGAAGCAUCACUUUUUCAGGUUUCUUGUCAUUUUUGCCCAAAUUUAGAGAAUCAUUGGUUCAAACAUUUAAGGGGUUCACUCGCAAAGCUUGGUGCAAAGGAAUUGCAAACAACCGAAAUGGACCAAAUGCAUUUUUUCACAUUUUCUGGGCGUGAUUUUUGGGCUGACUCCAGGGAACUGAAAAGUGCCCCAUCCUCAUGUCAAUUCUAUUGCAAGCUUUCACCAGGUGUUGUUUUCUCUAAUAACAUGUUGAAUCAUGCGAGUGAAGUCAGUUGCUCCCUGAAGGAUGAGGCUAACAUUAAUACUGUCUGGGCAUCAGCUAUAAUCGAAGAGUGUACUCGUCUUGGUUUGACGUAUUUCUGUGUGGCUCCUGGAUCAAGGUCUUCCCCUCUUGCAAUUGCCGCUGCCAGUCAUCCCCUAACAAUGUGUAUUGCAUGCUUUGAUGAGCGAUCACUUGCGUUUCAUGCUACUGGAUAUGCUAGAGGGUCUCUCAAACCUGCAGUGGUUAUAACAUCUUCUGGAACGGCUGUCUCGAAUCUUCUUCCUGCGGUUGUUGAAGCCAGUGAGGAUUGUUUACCACUUCUGCUACUUACCGCAGAUCGUCCUCCUGAACUUCAGAAUGUUGGAGCGAAUCAAGCAAUAAAUCAGGUAAACCACUUCGGUUCAUUUGUGAGAUUCUUCUUUGAUCUUCCUCCUCCAACCGAUCUGAUUCCGAUCCGGAUGGUGCUCACUACACUUGACUCUGUUCUACAUUGGGCGAUGUGCUCGCCUUGUGGACCAGUGCAUCUCAAUUGUCCUUUCAGAGAACCGCUUGAUGGUAGCACAAGAAAGUGGUCAUCCCACUGCUUGAAUGGGUUAGAGAUGUGGAUGUCUAAUGCCGAACCAUUCACAAAAUAUUUUCAAGUACAAAGUUCUUCAAAUAACAUGGAAUCAUCAGGCCAAAUGACUGAGGUUUUAGACGUAAUCAAGGGGGCUAAGAAGGGUCUUCUUCUUCUUGGUGCAAUCCAUACAGAGGAUGAAAUUUGGGCUGCUCUUCUGCUUGCUAAACAUCUUUCAUGGCCUGUGGUUGCUGACAUUCUGUCUGGCCUACGAUUGCGCAAGCUUCUCCCUUCUUUUCUUGAGGAGCAGAACAUUGUUUUUGUUGAUCAUCUUGAUCACGCUCUACUUUCCGAUUCUGUUAGGGAUAUGGUCAAGCUUGAUGUUGUUAUCCAGGUUGGAAGUCGGAUAACAAGUAAAAGAAUUUCUCAGAUGCUAGAGAAAUGCUUUCCAUUUGCAUACAUUUUGGUCGAAAAGCAUCCAUGUCGACAUGAUCCAUCACAUAUGGUAACUCACAGGGUCCAAAGCACCAUUGUUCAGUUUGCUGAUUGUCUGCUUAAUUCUCAGUUUUUGUGGGGGAGAUGCGAGUUGCAUGACCAUCUACGAGCAUUGGAUGAUGUGAUUGCGCGGGAAAUGGCAUUUCAAAUAUCUACUGAAUGCUUCCUCACUGAACCUUAUGUUGCUCAUAUGCUUUCCAAAACAUUAACAUCUGAAUCUGCUCUUUUUAUUGGCAAUAGUAUGCCAAUAAGGGAUGUGGAUAUGUAUGGAUGUAGUUCGGCAAAUGAUAUUUCUUAUGUCAUAGAUACAAUGCAGCUACCAUGUCAUUGGAUACGGGUAUCUGCAAAUAGGGGAGCAAGUGGCAUUGAUGGCUUGCUCAGCUCGGCCACUGGCUUUGCUGUAGGAUGCAAGAAGAGAGUGGUCUGUAUGGUUGGGGACAUUUCUUUCCUUCAUGAUACAAAUGGAUUGGCAAUUUUGAGGCAGAGGAUUGUAAGGAAGCCGGUUACGAUUCUUGUGAUAAACAACCAUGGUGGUGGAAUUUUCAGACUUCUCCCUAUCGCAGAGAGAACGGAGCCUAGUGUGUUGAAACAGUAUUUCUAUACAUCCCAUGACAUUUCAAUUGAAAAGUUGUGUAUGGCACAUGGUCUGAAGUAUCAUCAUGUCGGGACAAAAGGUGAACUUGAGGAUGCACUAUUUCUAUUGAACGAGGGAGAUAUGGAUUGUGUUAUAGAGGUUGAAAGCUCUAUUGAUGCUAAUGCAACUGUUCACAGUACCUUGGGGAGGUUCGCUCAUCAAGCUGCAGAUAAUUAUUUGGGUACAAUCUUAGCCAGUUCUCUUCUUCCUCCUGUCCUUGACAAUGUACUGCUUAUAUCCCGAGUCUGCGGAGUACAGUAUUCACAGUAUAGAAUUGAGCUUUGCGACAGACCUACCAUGUGUUCUGUUAAUGGGGAAUCCUUGAAGUUUUACAGAGAAGGUUAUGUACUUUCUUUGACUUUGGAAGAUGGAAGCAUUGGCUAUGGAGAGGUUGCACCUUUGGACAUUCAUGGAGAGAACUUAAUGGAUAUAGAGGCGCAACUACAGUUAGUUCUUCAUGUGAUGAAAGGAGCUAAAAUUAGUCACAUGCUUCCUUUAUUGAAUGGAUCAAUUUCUUCUUGGAUUUGGAGUGAACUUGGAAUCACUGCAUCAUCAAUUUUGCCAAGUGUCAGAUGUGGUCUGGAAAUGGCUCUUCUAAAUGUGCUAGUUCUGAGUCGUGGUUCUAAGUUUUUGGGCACACCUCAUUCUCAGAAAGAAGAAAAUGGAUCUGCUGGGCCACAUUCUGUCCGAAUAUGUGCCCUUCUUGAUUCUGAAGGUACUCCAUCAGAGGUUGCCUACAUUGCUAGUAAACUUGUUGAAGAAGGGUUCACUGCAAUUAAGCUUAAAGUUGCUCGCCGAGUGGACCCUGUUGAGGAUGCUGUAGUUCUACAAGAAAUAAGGAGAGCAGUAGGCAAUCAAAUUGAACUCCGUGCAGAUGCAAAUCGUCGUUGGACUUUUGAAGAGGCUAUAAAAUUUGGUUUAUCGGUGAAAAGCUGUAAUCUAAAAUAUAUUGAGGAACCUGUCCACAAUGAAGAUGAUCUUAUAAGAUACUGUGAAGAAAGUGGCUUACCAGUGGCACUUGAUGAGACUCUUGAUGAUUUUCAGAAAUUUCAGCAAGGUCGGCUUACGAAGUAUGUCCACCCUGGAAUAGUUGCUGUUGUUAUUAAACCAAGUGUUGUGGGAGGGUUUGAAAAUGCAGCACUAAUUGCCCGGUGGGCACAGCAGCAUGGAAAGACAGCUAUUCUUAGUGCUGCAUAUGAAAGUGGCCUUGGUUUAUCAGCAUAUAUUUUAUUUUCAUCGUAUCUGGAGCAGCAGAACCUCAAAAUAUCCGCAGAGCAGAAUAAUGGAAUGGCCCUUCCGGUGGCCCAUGGACUUGGAACAUACCGGUGGCUCAAAGAAGAUGUCAUGAUUGAUAAUCUAGGGAUUUUUCGCAGUCCAUACACUGGGUUUGUGGAAGGAUCUGUUUCCGAUGCUUGCAAAAUCCUCAAGGAUGUUAGAAUUAACAACGAUGUUAUCCUUAAGACCAGUAAGGGGGUACACGUCCAGAGGUAUGAGCUGAGGGUGGAUUUAAAUGGUUUUUCUCAUUUCAUAAAAAUCCACGACAUUGAACAGGAUAUAGAUGGAAGUGUUGUUCUGUUUCUACACGGUUUUCUCGGAACUGGUGAAGAAUGGAUCCCUAUCAUGAAGGGUAUCUCAGGCUCCGCCUGUGUGAGAUGCAUCUCACUUGAUCUUCCUGGUCAUGGGAGCUCAUGGGUACAGAGUCAUGGUAAUGAGAAGCCAACUUUCUCAAUGGAGAUGAUUGCUGAGAUGCUGUGUAAGGUGAUGGAGCAAAUUACUCCUGAGAAAUUUACUGUAGUAGGGUAUUCCAUGGGAGCACGGAUAGCUCUGUAUAUGGCUUCGAGGUCUACCGAUAAGGUCGAAGGAGCUGUCGUGGUGUCAGGAAGCCCCGGGCUGAAGGAUCCAGUGGCCAGAAAAGUUCGAAGAGCAAAAGAUGAUUCCAAAGCAGGCAUGAUUGUUGCCCAUGGACUAGAAAUCUUUCUGGAGAACUGGUACAAUGGUGGCCUGUGGAAGAGCUUGAGAAGUCAUCCACAUUUUAGAAAAAUAGUUGCAAGCCGCUUGGAACACGAUGAUGUUGUAAGCCUCGCAAAGGUCUUGUCUGAUCUAAGCAGCGGGAGACAACCUUCAUUGUGGGAAGAGCUGAAGGAAUGCAAUGCAAAUGUCUUGCUAGUAUAUGGAGAGAAAGAUGUCAAAUUCAAGCAAAUAUCUUCGAGAAUGUAUCAUGAGAUGAAUCAUCGUGCUAAUAAAAUCGUCAAGAUUAUUGAAAUUCCGGGUGCUGGCCAUGCUGUUCAUCUGGAGAACCCUCUUCUCCUUAUGGCUGCUGUAAGAAAAUUCAUCACAAGAGUACACAAAAACUCUGCUGGAACAGAAGCUUUGUCAGAAGCUAUUGUUAGUAUCCAAUGAGAACAUAACUUGAUGCUGUUUUAUGGUAAAGACUUGGAUGUGUAUUAAGAUCUGCCUCUUGAUUUGAUCCAUUAGGGCAUAUAUGUAUGGUUUGUCUUCCUGACAAGGUCAGGUAACAUAUAAGCAUUGGACAUGUUUUUCUUUUUUUUUUCUUUGGUUACAAAAGAUUGUUGUUUUUCCACAGGUCCAUCAAGAAUGUAAGUUGAAUUAA
Tarenaya hassleriana is the source of this 5467-nucleotide messenger RNA. Its product is annotated as protein PHYLLO, chloroplastic. Gene Ontology annotation, biological process: menaquinone biosynthetic process; amino acid catabolic process. The transcript has 28 exons. Gene Ontology annotation, molecular function: 2-succinyl-5-enolpyruvyl-6-hydroxy-3-cyclohexene-1-carboxylic-acid synthase activity; 2-succinyl-6-hydroxy-2,4-cyclohexadiene-1-carboxylate synthase activity; thiamine pyrophosphate binding. Lineage: Eukaryota; Viridiplantae; Streptophyta; Magnoliopsida; Brassicales; Cleomaceae. The record is from RefSeq and is a predicted model, not a curated record. Bases 94 to 5256 code for a protein of 1720 amino acids.